CAGAGUGGAGCCUUGCACUGUUUUUACCUGCAGCGUUCAUUAUCCCACUUUGUGGCCGGGAAUAAAAAACCUCUGAAUUUUCAGAACUUUAGCUUUUUUUUUUUGGUACCUCAGUGGACUACUAUCAAAAAUGCCACAGCUAUGGUUAGUGCUCAUUUUGUUGAGUGGCACAUUUUUAUCUGGACACAGCUUGCCACAUGAUGAAGAAGGAGGGCUGGAACCCAAAUCACUUAAACAUGAAGAAACAGCAACCAAAGAAACUGGGAUUGAUACCAGGAUGAAAUUAUCAGAUUCUGACCUAUCUCCCCUUGAAGGUGAUGGAAGAGGAGACAAUCACGUCCUGAUGAUGACAGAAGAGCAGAACCAGGAACUCCUCAAGGCUGAUAGACAAAGGAGAGACGCCUGGUGGAAGAGGAAACAUGCUGCCAAAGUGGACUCCUUUGCAUAUAGAAUAGCAGGUUUAGGGCGACGCCUGGUGGGCUGGAGGAUGAGCAAAAAAGGAGAGGAGGAGAGCAGCACGCUAAUGGCUGUACUGAAGGCGUUUCAUGAUGAGAAGAGGCAGCUAAUGGAUCAAGAGAAAGCACACGGGAAACAGGAGGAGGAAGAGGAAGAGGAAGAUGACGACGACGAUGAUGAUGACGACGAUGAUGACGACGACGACGACGAGGAGGAGGAAGAUGAAGAAGAGGAAGAGGAGGAAGAGGAAGGAGAGGAAGGCAACGAGGAAGGGGAGGAGGAGGAGGAGGAGGAAGAGGGAGAAGAAGAAGAGGCAACUGAAGCUCCUGGCAAUCAGAGCGAAACCACAAGCAUCUCGCCGGAGUCUCCCGUGGGUCAGUGCCAGACUGACAACACUGAAAUCAACUGCAGGGAUGUGGGCAUGGCUCACCUGCCAAUCAUCCACAACCUGGAGGUCACCAAGCUGGACGUGGGAGACAACAACAUCAGAGUCAUUCCUCCAGACAUUUUCUCCGGUCUGCCAAAGCUGGAAUCCCUGGACCUGAGCAAAAACCAACUGGACGAUGAUUCAUUCAGCCAAAAACCGCUGUCUAACUUGACCUCUCUGAAAAAGCUGAAUUUAGAUGGCAACCGGCUCACAGUGAUCCCCGCACUGCCGCCGGCUCUUGAAGAACUUAGUGUGAACAACAACAAGCUAGGCACCCUGUUCCCUCAAUGCUUCGCAGGGUUGGCGAACCUGAUGAAACUGGAGCUGGAAGGCAACGGUCUGCAUGAGGGUGGCGUGUCACUCGGAGCGUUUAAACCGCUCAAGGGACUUCGUCACCUCACACUGGAGAACAACCGCUUUCGCUCUCUCCCUCGGGGCCUUCCCCGUUCUCUGCAGACUUUAGAUAUGGAUGAAAAUCUGAUCGAAGCGCUGACAGAAGAGGCACUCAGGGGCUGCAGUAAUUUGAAAACGUUGGACCUGAGUCAUAACCUUCUGCGUGAAGACGGCCUUGCACAACAUGUCUGGAGCCGCCUUCAGAGACUUGAAGUCUUGGACCUGUCCCACAACCAGCUAACGUCGAUGGCCAUGAAUCUUCCUCGCCGUCUCCUCAAACUGAAGCUCCAAAAUAACAACAUCAGCCACAUCCCCGCUCAGGUUUUCCGCCACCUGCGGCCUGGCUUACGCUCCCUUGAUCUGUCUCACAACGCCUUGACGGACGAGGGCGUCGAUCAGGGCUCUUUUGUCGGAACGUUCCGUUCGCUCGUUGAGCUCCUGUUGGACGACAACUACCUGGGGGAGGUCCCUCGUUGGGUUCGACAGUUUAAGAACCUGCAAGUGCUGAGGCUGGACAACAACUAUAUCAGGCUGGUGAAGCGCUGGGGAGUGUGUCACCCCAGGAAUUCUGGCUCCACCUUAGCGUCAGUCCACUUAGAAAAUAACCUGUUGGCAGUGGACAAGAUUCCCUCGAAUGCCUUCGCUUGUCUCACAGAUGCUCAAGGACUUGUCAUUUAUCCUCAACGAGGAGAUUUGCCGGAAAUUCAGACGUAAACAUGAUCUCGUUAGAUUUUGGCAAAGUUUUGCAUUCAUCUCAAUACACUACACAAACAUGCUACAGUUGUGAUGCACUGAAGAAGCUAAUCGCAGCAUAUGAAGUAUGUAUGUAUGAAGUCCGACUCAAUUCAUAUGUUUCUCAGCUGAACUCUUGUCUUUUCAAUUAUUUACAUUAACAUACAGGAAAGCCAGAUUUUGUAUUUUGCUUUCACUACCAUUGAGAAACUUUUACAUUUACCUUUUCCUUCAUUAAAUUC
Molecule: messenger RNA, 2250 nt
Organism: Syngnathus acus (greater pipefish)
Lineage: Eukaryota; Metazoa; Chordata; Actinopteri; Syngnathiformes; Syngnathidae
Product: extracellular matrix protein 2-like
Exons: 10
Coding region: 131-1990 (619 amino acids)
Biological process (GO): extracellular matrix organization; positive regulation of cell-substrate adhesion
Cellular component (GO): extracellular matrix
Molecular function (GO): collagen V binding; heparin binding; protein binding
Source: RefSeq, a predicted model, not a curated record